AAACAAAAACAAUGUAUGAUCUGGAGCUGUAAAAUCAGUGCACUUUUUUAUUUUUGAGAAACACAAGCGUUUGCUCUUUCUUUCGGAUAUAUGCACGUGUCUCUGCAUGUAAACUACAAAAGCACCAAUCAAUGUGAGUCAGAAGGAAAUUGUCAUCUGCCAGAUGUGUGUGAUACUCCUGCGAGGUUCGUCUAUAAUAUUGUGUGAUUAUCGCGCUUUACCUAAGUAGCGCGGCGCACUCUCUUUGAUAUAAUCCGCACUUUCGAGAGCUGCAGAACAGUAAAACCACUGCGCCAGCUUUGUGUUUCAUGAGGUUCAUACCUGUGAAAAAUAUUCUGAUCCGAGAACAGGCUUAGAGCGUUUGUUGAGAGAGCCACGUCUUCUAUAUGUCAACUGUGUUAUGUCAUCAUUAAAUGGUUGGGCAGCUUCAUUUGAUCAGGAGGAAAGAAGUCAGGACCAGAUCAGCACCAGUCUUUUGAACAGCUCCCUCUAUUCCUCUCAUUUGUGUGUAUUUCUCUUGAUAAUUUCAAUCCGGAUGGGCAAUAUAUCUUUGAUAUUUUAAGCAACUUUCAUUUCAAAUGGCAUCACCCAGAUUCUGGUCUUUUGCAGCCGAGAAUGAGGGGAAUAACAGCAACCAAAACCCCGGCACACCAAGAGCUUGGUGUCAAGCCGCACAAAAAUUCACUGGAGAAAUCGGCUCAAAACUGUGUGCACUUCUUUCUACUGGGGAAGGUGAAAAAGCAACGAAUCUCGCCGCUAAACAAGAGGGAGCGACUUUAGAGACAUGCGGCUGUAAGGAGCCUUGUACCUGUUCUAAAAAUAAUAUUGAUUUCUCCGUCCUGUAUUCAACAGACCUCCUGCCUGCAAGCGAUGGAGAUACAGCAACAAUAGCCUUUCUACAAGAAGUUAUGGACAUUUUACUUUCGUAUAUAGUGAACACAUUUGACAGGUCUACAAAAGUCAUUGAUUUCCACUAUCCAAAUGAAUUACUUCAAGCUAACAAUUGGGAACUUACUGAAGAGCCAGAAACCCUGGACGACAUAUUAUUGAACUGCAGAUCAACAAUGAAAUAUGCUGUUAAAACAGGCCACCCCAGGUACUUCAAUCAGCUUUCUACAGGAUUAGAUAUGGUUGGUUUAGCAGCCGACUGGCUGACAUCUACUGCUAAUACUAAUAUGUUCACCUAUGAGAUUGCCCCAGUGUUUGUCCUGAUGGAAUAUGUCACUCUAAAGAAAAUGAGGGAGAUGAUUGGCUGGCCAGAUGGCAGUGGAGAUGGAAUAUUCUCACCAGGUGGAGCGAUAUCUAAUAUGUAUGCAAUGCUGGUGGCUCGAUACAAGAUGUUCCCUGAAGUGAAGGAGAAGGGAAUGUCAGCUGUUCCAAGACUGGUUGCCUUCACUUCUGAACAUAGUCACUUUUCUAUUAAGAAGGGGGCAGCAGCUUUAGGAAUUGGCACAGACAGUGUUAUUUUGGUCAAGGCCGAUGAGAGAGGUAAAAUGAUACCCUCAGACCUUGAACGAAGAAUAAUUGAAGCCAAACAGAAGGGCUGUGUGCCGUUCUUUGUAAGUGCUACAGCUGGCACUACAGUGUUUGGAGCGUUUGAUCCACUCAUUGCCAUUGCAGAUGUGUGCCAGAAACACAAAGUCUGGAUGCAUGUUGAUGGAGCCUGGGGUGGUGGAUUGCUGAUGUCCAGGAAGCAUCGAUGGAAACUAAAUGGAGUCGAAAGGGCCAAUUCUGUCACAUGGAAUCCGCAUAAGAUGAUGUCCGUCCCAUUGCAGUGCUCUGCUCUGCUAGUCAGAGAAGAGGGAUUGAUGCAGAAAUGCAACCAGAUGCAUGCCUGCUACCUCUUCCAGCAAGACAAGCAUUACGAUCUGUCCUAUGACACUGGUGACAAAGCCCUGCAGUGUGGUCGCCAUGUUGACAUUUUUAAGCUGUGGCUGAUGUGGAAAGCCAAGGGCACCAUAGGCUUUGAGGCACAAAUUGACAAGUGCUUGGAGCUCUCAGAGUACCUUUACAACAAAAUAAAGAACAGGGAAGGCUACGAAAUGGUCUUUGAUGAAAAACCUCAGCAUACAAACGUUUGUUUCUGGUACCUGCCACCGAGUCUUCGCUAUGUGGAAGACAAGGAGGAGCGAUUGAGACGCUUGAGUAAGGUAGCGCCAGUAAUCAAGACCAGAAUGAUGGAGUAUGGGACCACAAUGGUAAGCUACCAGCCACAAGGAGACAAGGUGAACUUCUUUCGUAUGGUCAUCUCAAACCCAGCUGCAGCUUUUGAAGACAUUGAUUUCCUUAUUGACGAGAUUGAACGACUUGGGCAGGACUUAUAGGCUGGUGUUUUCGUAAAUGUCCUGAAUUGUUAGACAAAGGAAGCGUUUGUUGUGAAUGUACCAGUAUUUUAUUUUCUCCAAAAAUGAUUUAUUUCUGUAUUGUGGUGUAGCAGUGAACAACAGUACAUCAAGAACAGCUAUAAUUAAAUGUUAAGUUAAGCUUUUGUCUGUCAUUUGUGUCUGAACUAGAAAAUUGUAUUUUAUCUAGUUAAACUAAACCUACAUUGUUCAAAACGUGAAAAUAGUUUAACAUGUUGAGAGAUUCAUUUGAGAUUACAAUAAAUGAUAGUAAGACAUGGGCAUGGGCAAAAAAAGGUUCCAGCAGUCUUUCUGAGGUAAAAUCAGGUCUUUACAUGUGACAAUCUCUACAUUAUAAGCUUGAACCUUUAAGUUACAAGUUAGAAAUAGUAACAAAACCAUUGCACAAGCACACUGGAAACAAAACCAUUGCACAAGCACACUGGAAACAAAACCAUUGCACAAGCACACUGGAAACAAAACCAUUGCACAAGCACACUGGAAACAAAACCAUUGCACAAGCACACUGGAAACAAGGUAGCACCUUGCUGAUAUCUAAAUCACUUUUUGAGCAUCAGUAGUUGUUAUUAAACAGAAUUUGCUCUGUAAUGACACUGACAAUUAUUCUGAGAUUUUUUUAUUUUUUUAUUUUUCACUCAAGCACUUUUCGUUAAUUGCCAAGCAGUAUUGCCAAAUAGAUUCACAGUAUUGAGAUUCAGUGCAAGUGCAUUUUUUUAUUAUCGGGGGCCUGAACUGAAUCAAAAUGAUGAUGCUUUCAUAACCAGUACUGUACGUGACAUAGCAUUGGCAGCUUCUUAAAAUUUGAUUUCAUUCAGGUCAUGUGUAAGAGGGCUCAUUUUCACACAAAGCAAGCUCAAAUAGUUUAUAACAGCGAGUGUCUCUCAGCUCUUGAAUAUCUACUGUCAUAUAUUGUAUACUUUCAUUUGGCUGAUUAAAUAUGUACUUAAUGAAAGCACAACUGAACACAGAUACAAAUGUUUAAGUUAAUUUAGGUAAUGAAUUGCUAUAUAUUAUUUUAUCCACAUUUGUAUUACUGUUAUAUAUUAUUUGACUUAUAUUGUUGUGAUUUAUUGUGAUCAUAUGCUUAGUAAUUGCUAUGUUUUAAUUUAAGUAUAUACUGUGUAUUCAGGGUCAGGCUUUAUUGAAAAAGUGCCAUGGUGUCCAUCAAAAAUGUUGCACAGCAAAACAAAGUAUAAGUUCUAUUUUUAGAACUUUAGUGCAGGUUGCAAAAUAUUGUGCCAAGCCAUUUUAAAACCCUGUGUUUAAAGUCUUUAAGUGAUAUAGACGCCGUAUGAUGUGCCAAUAUUGUAAAGCUGAGCAGAAAGUGUAUAUGUGUGUCUGUAACUGUGUUGCCUUUGUAUGUACUGGAUUACUAGCCAGUGUAGUCUCCUCAGACUGCGGCUGUGCACUUUAGAGUCUAUGUGUGAGGUAAAGCUCAACAAGCUUGUGCUCUGUGUAUGGUUGUUUGUUUAUUGAUGUCAGGAGUGUUAUAGUAUGCGUUACCCACAUUGUUUAAAUGCCUUCAUCCCCGUGCCAGCUCUUUGACGUUAGAUGAAUGAAUGCUCUCAGUAUGCAGCUUUGUGUGCUGCUUCUCGUGUCACUGCUUACAUUGCGGGUUCCUCAGUGUUGAGAACGUCCAGUCCGUAAUGCGACUGUCUAACUUUGAACAUCUGCUUCCUGUAAUAUCAGAUUGAAAAGUGUUGCAAAAGGUGUUUGAGUUUUAAACCGGUUUUAUGACUUUGUAACUGAUCACAGGUAUAGUGUGGGGGGGUGUAUGUGUGUUUGUGUGUGUUUGCGUAUUUUACAAAGUUAACUUUGUUGAGCAAUUGCUUGCAUGGAAAACCACAUCUGCAACAUGAUGUGAUGUGGUAGACAGCUAAAAUAGUAAGCAAUCUGGGAAACAAUGACUCAAGAAUGGGACACAUACAAGCAGCUAAACAUAGAACAAUGCCCUGCCUUCCAUUAAUUCAACCUGGGGGCUUGGUUGCCUUUUAAUAAUCAUUUCUGUAUUACUGUGCAUGCAAUGAUUAAUCGAUACUACUGCUAUGACUGGUACUGCUUCUACUGCCUGUAAUACUGCUACGGCUCAUUUUACUUCUAUGACACCUUCGUAGUGCUUCAUUACUCGACUGCAGCAUGGCCGCGUUCGAUUGUUUCUGCUUAAAAAUCUUACUGUCCUGUGUUCUGCUAUAGCUUUGCAUGGUAUUGCUAGUUUAUAAUGGUAGUCAAAGAGUAGCUCACUAAUUGCCAAGUCAAUUGCAAAGCUAAUUGAAGAGUAGUGUAGCAUUGCAUGAUCUGCUGUAUCUGUGCUCUGUUUUGUACAGUCUGCACAGCUGUCUUUCUGAAACGCAGUUCAGCAAGUAUGACAAUGAGAAGCUUGCUGUCUCCAUGCUUGUAUCUGUUCUCCUUUGAAUGCAUUAGUCGCUAUUGAAGGCUUUAAAGCAGUGCUUGCUGUGCCAGCCAUAAAAAAAUAAAAAAUAUGCAUAGAUAUUAACUGUGCUUUACCUAGUUGACUUUCUGGCUUAUAUUUGUGCAUAUAUAUUUAAUGUAUCUUAUAUGACGUAUUUGACUUAGUUUAAAAGGCAAUCAGUUUAACAUGCCACCUAUGGUUCUGCUCUGCACAUACUCUAGUUUACUAUAGCUUACCAUGGUUUUUAAUAAGCUUUACUAUGGCUCUGUGUGCUUUACAGUGCUUACCAUGCUUUGACUACUGUUACUACAUUCCUAUGCUUGUACCACUCUAAACUUUAAGUAAGGGCCAUGUUGAAUUCAACUGAACUGAAUUGAAAAGAAGGAAGAUUUGAAUUUCACACUGUAACCCACUUCUCAAAUGAUAUACAGAUGCAGGCAUUUCAUGGCAUUGCUACAGUCGCAUUUCUGACAGUUUUUUGGAGCAAUAAAACUAAUUUAGCACAUUUGAUGUUAUUUGUGUCCCACAGAAUUGCAACUCUUAAAAUGAAUCCCUUAAAACAUUAGCUAAUAUAAAUUUUAAAGUAGCACUUCUAUGGAAAUAGACAUAUCAGCUUAAUGUCUCAUUCAAGUUUAAAACCUGAGG
This is a messenger RNA of Polyodon spathula (Mississippi paddlefish), 5418 nucleotides long. Its product is annotated as glutamate decarboxylase 2-like. Gene Ontology annotation, biological process: GABA shunt. Gene Ontology annotation, molecular function: glutamate decarboxylase activity; pyridoxal phosphate binding. The coding region runs from base 579 to 2324 and encodes 581 amino acids. Gene Ontology annotation, cellular component: cytoplasm. The record is from RefSeq and is a predicted model, not a curated record. NCBI's taxonomy places the organism in Eukaryota, Metazoa, Chordata, Actinopteri, Acipenseriformes, Polyodontidae. The transcript has 16 exons.